AUGCGAAUCGGCCUCGACGAGAGCGCCGACGGCGCGGUACCGAGCCUGGCCAAGUGCUGCGACGCCCUGCCCGCCGGCGAGGCGGUCACCGCCGUGAGGGCGCUGCCCGGCGGGAGGCUGUUCGUCGGCGGCGCGAGACGCGCGAGGGUUUGGAUUAACGAACUCGACGGCCGCGGAUGGGAGGAGGUUGGCGAGCUCGAGCUCGACGGCGCGGUCGUGGCGGCCAACUUUGACGCGGGAAGUUCUGUCGGAAGGGGCGUGCACGCCGGAUCCAACCCUAACCCUAACCCUAAACCCGAACCGUGGGGCGUCGUCACGACGUCCGCCGGGAGCGCGUGGCUCGUGGAAAUCGCCACCGGCACGGCGAGGGCGCUGGUGCAGGCGCAUCCCCUCGACGUGGCGCACGCGUCGUUGAAGACGCUGGGCCACCGAACGUGCUUGGCGACGACGUCGGUGGACGGCACCGUCCGCGUCUGGGACUGCGCCGCGGGCGCCAAGGUUCUCGAGGUGCACGCGGACGUCUCAUCACUUUCUACCAGAGCCACGCGAGCCGUUGUUUCCCCCGACGGGACGAGGCUCUGCAUGGGAUGCGGCGACGGCGGCGUCGCCGUCGUCGCCGUCGGCGCCGGCGUCGGCGGGGCGGCUCCGGGUGUCCAGGGACCGGUUCGACACGCGCGAGCGCACCCCUCGGGCGCAGCGGUGGUGCACGCGUCCUUCCUCCGAACGACCGAAGCUUCCUUUGAAUCGGGACAGGGGCGUCCGGUACUUUCUCGUCUGCUCACCGUCGCCGCGGACGGGUCGAUAUCGCUCACCGACGUCGCUUCGUGCGAGUGCAGCCAGCUGUUUCCCGGACUUUCAAACUCUUCUGGCGACUCAAACGCGAGUGGUGACCCGGUGGUGGCCGCCGCCGUCUCGGAACCCGCCGUCGGCUCCGGGGAAAUCUUAAUCGCACUCGCCAGGGCGUCUAGUUUACAGACAGUCUCGGUCACGAUCGGGACCAAGUCCGAGCUCCGGUCCACGUUCAAGCCGACACCCCGGGGCACGUACGUCACGUCACCGGGGAUGUGCGCGUGGUCGGAGACAAACAGAGGCGUGUGCUACUACGCGUCUCGCGCCACGGGCGGGCGGGUGGUCCAGUUCGACGCCAUAAAAGGCGAGGUGAUCGGAGUGAUCGAGUGCGAUGCCGGGGCGGGUUCGGGGGGGCCGUGGUGCGUCGCGGUGACGGAGCGGAAAGGGAGGGACGCGUUGGCCGUCGGCACGGCGCGCGGCGUCGAGUUUGUGUCGGUGAACGGGGACGGAGUCGGAGUCUCCGGCGAAGUUUCCGGCAGAAAACAACGUAGCGGGACGUGCGCGAUGGCGAACGGCGCUCGGCACGUGGCGUGGACGGACGACGGGGCGGACGCGUGGGUGUGCAGCGGGACGUGCGCGUACCUGGUCGCCGACCCGUUCGGUCAGCUCGAGAGUAACCGAUGAGGACGAGUCGUUUCAACCUACGUAGACUACCUUCGCGAGUGUUAAUUAACGUUACCAGUCUCUGGGGGCGUUUGCCUGCCGAGGCGCGUUUCUGC
Micromonas commoda is the source of this 1568-nucleotide messenger RNA. RefSeq lists its product with no specific name. NCBI's taxonomy places the organism in Eukaryota, Viridiplantae, Chlorophyta, Mamiellophyceae, Mamiellales, Mamiellaceae. The record is from RefSeq and is a predicted model, not a curated record. Gene Ontology annotation, molecular function: protein binding. The transcript has a single exon. Bases 1 to 1473 code for a protein of 490 amino acids.